Messenger RNA from Trichomonas vaginalis G3, 969 nucleotides. Its product is annotated as KilA, N-terminal/APSES-type HTH, DNA-binding family. NCBI's taxonomy places the organism in Eukaryota, Parabasalia, Trichomonadida, Trichomonadidae. The record is from RefSeq and is a predicted model, not a curated record. The transcript has a single exon. Bases 1 to 969 code for a protein of 322 amino acids.
AUGUCAACAACAGAGAACACAACAACAGUUAUAGUCCAUGAAGCUAUAAAUGAAGAAUACGAGUACAUACAGUUUAACAAACAACUCCGUCUCAUUCGUUCGGUCAAAGACGAUAUGUACCAAAUGCAAAGUAUUUUGACAGCAUGUUUUGCUCCAGAUACUAAGCUUCCUAAAGACUGGUUUAGGAACCAAAGCACACAAGAACUUUUGAGCGAAGCACAGCGAGACAUACUUUUUUCUGAAAACAGUGAAGAACAGCGAGACAUACUUUUUUCUGAAAACAGUGAAGAACAGCGAGACAUACUUUUUUCUGAAAACAGUGAAGAACAGCGAGACAUACUUUUUUCUGAAAACAGUGAAGAACAGCGAGUAGGUAAAAAACCCCAGUCGCCAAAACUCUAUGAAAAUCGUGAAAAAUUGCCAAACGGUUUGAGAGGAUAUUAUGUUCAUAGACUUCUCGUAAAUAAUGUGGCACAAUGGGCUUCAGCUCGCUAUUCAUGGUAUGUUUGUAAACUUCUUGACGAACUUCACAGACAAGAACGUGGAGAGAUGGAAAAGAAACUUCAAGCAAAAGAUGAAGUCAUUGAAUCCAAAGACAAAAGCAUACAGAAAAGAAUACCGCGUUCAGUACCAAAAGGAACGGAAAAGAGUUAUAAGUAUAUGAUAUAUACUGAAGAGUUGGAGAAAGAAGAAGACAGAGAUAUGGUUAUGUUGCAUUUAGUCAGAAGAAACAACAAAAGCUUUUAUGACCUUGCUAAAAUAUAUAAAUCUGACAGAAACUGGUUCUAUCGUGAAAACUUACCGAUUUCAAUGACACCGAAUGAGCAAAUAAAGGAAAUUGUCAAAAAUACUCUUCCUCAAACACACUAUGACAUCAAAGGUUGUACAAUACUUACAUUUAAAGAAGACUUAACAUUACUGAAGGAAAAAAUAACAGAAUAUUUCGACAACUUCAAAGAGGAAGAAUAA